CUGCUGGACAGGCUGUGCACUCAUUGCAGAAACUCACUCCAGUUAGAAACAUGGCAUUCAACGGCACCUGGAAAGUUGACAAAAAUGACAACUAUGACAAGUUUAUGGAACAGAUGGGUAUCAAUUUGGUGAAGAGGAAGCUGGCAGCCCAUGACAACUUGAAAGUCACCAUUACACAAAAUGGAGACAAGUUCACUGUCAAUGAGUCCAGUGCCUUUCGCACUAUAGAAAUCAUAUUCACCCUUGGAGUUCACUUUGAAUACAGCCUAGCUGAUGGAACAGAGAUCGGGGGCACUUGGACCGUGGAGGGAGAUAAGUUAGUUGGCAAAUUCACCAGAAAAGACAACGGCAAGGAACUCCUCACUGUCCGAGAAAUCAUUGAUAAUGAGCUUGUCCAGAGCUACCAUUAUGAAGGAGUCGAUGCCAAAAGAGUUUUCAAAAGGGCUUAGAGAUCUGUCUUUUCAACAGAGAAUAAUAAAGACAGAAACCAGCUUACUUAUUCCAAAGCGCACCAAUGAAAUAUCUUAAAGUACUCUAUAUGAAUAUGCUGUUUUUUAUUUUUCUCUAUUUGGUAACAAUUGCAAUGUAAUGCCUAAACUGUUUGCACUAAUGUUUUUCUGCAAUUUCAAAUAAAUACAAGGUAUUCUGUUUGUUCAUUUGCAUUGUCUAUAUUGUACUCUCAAUUAAAUUAAGUUAAUCACAA
Messenger RNA from Acipenser ruthenus (sterlet), 703 nucleotides. RefSeq names its product fatty acid-binding protein, intestinal. Gene Ontology annotation, cellular component: nucleus; cytosol. Gene Ontology annotation, molecular function: fatty acid binding. The transcript has 4 exons. The record is from RefSeq and is a predicted model, not a curated record. The coding region runs from base 51 to 449 and encodes 132 amino acids. Gene Ontology annotation, biological process: fatty acid transport. Lineage: Eukaryota; Metazoa; Chordata; Actinopteri; Acipenseriformes; Acipenseridae.